Molecule: messenger RNA, 2027 nt
Organism: Lycium barbarum (goji berry)
Lineage: Eukaryota; Viridiplantae; Streptophyta; Magnoliopsida; Solanales; Solanaceae
Exons: 15
Coding region: 146-1843 (565 amino acids)
Biological process (GO): tRNA pseudouridine synthesis
Molecular function (GO): pseudouridine synthase activity; RNA binding
Source: RefSeq, a predicted model, not a curated record
AAAAGUUUUCAUGUCGCUCAAUGUUUACCCUAAAAGUUCAUACAAGUUUUUCCACUGAUCAGAGGCAACCUAUAAAGAAGCAUGUGAGAAUUUAUUUGGUUAAAAAAUAGUUUCCGGCAGUUGCCAAAUUUGUGUGAUAGACGAUAUGGCGAGUGAAAUAGAGGUUAACGCCGUCAAACACAUGAGUUGGGCUGAGGAAGAGGAUAAGUUACGUCUUCUCCGUGAAGCCGUCAAUGCCCUGCCUGUUAACGCCGUUAAAGAUUUAUGGUCCAUUGGGGCAUGCGUUCGAUGCAUUUUUCGAGUAUUUGGACUUCACGAACUCAUGUGUGCACAUCCUUUACUCUCAAUAUCAAAGUGGUGUGAUAUUUUAGAAGAUGUUAUGAGAAAGAAAGACGUUGACACAGCUGAUCAUCCCCAAACAGAUGGAGAAUUUAGUAAUGAGCAAUCACAUCAAGAAAGAUCAAGGGAGACUAGGUUUUGCAAAAUUUGCUUAGGCAUUUUGCAAUUUCUCUAUUAUGAUGAUACUGGAACUUUAUUGAAAAAGUAUAGUGCCGAUGAUUUUGCUUUAGUUAUUGCUGAACUUGUAAAGAAACAAUAUCAACAAAUUGACAGUUUUUCUCUUGAAGUCUCAUUACCUUCGGCUGUAACAGAAAAUGAUGAAGCAGUCUGGUUGUAUAUGAAAAAUAAGUACCACCAUGAACUUUGGUUCCAAGAGAAGGCUGAAUGUCAAUUCAUUUCUACAAAAGACAUCUUGAAAUUAUUAGUGAUAAAUCCAUUACAAAGAUUGUUGGGUGUAAAAUCUAGUCAAAGUACUUUUCGCAUUCGCUUAACAUACUCACAUUCUGAUUCAUUAACAAGAGAUGACGUUCAGGAAGGAAAUGUAGGAAAUAAGAGGAGGAAAACAGACAAAGCAGGUUCCACUGGUGACCUCAAGAUAACUGGGGAAUCUGUUACUCCCCAUGUUGAGUCUUCUGAUAGCUCUGUUGGUGAUGGAGAUGCACACACUAAAGUUCGUCCCAAGGAGUCCCGAGAUUUCAGUUGUAGUUUCUUAAUGGCUCAGUUAGAUAAGGUCAGUAAGCCUUGUUGUCUGAACAUUCAUUGUUGUAGAAGCUCUAUAUAUCUUGGAGGGAGAUAUCUUAAGUAUUCAAGAAAUGUCAGCCAGACACGCUGGGUUAUUGAUGAUGAACGAAUGGGAGAAGCAUCCGUUGAGGAAAUAGUAGGUGGGGCCAUCCUUCCUGUCUUCCAGGGUGACAAUUAUAAGUUUCAUGCUGCUGGUAGGGAGGACAUUGAUGUCCGGAUGCUAGGUACAGGCCGUCCUUUUCUGGUAGAGAUACAAAAUGCACGCCAAGUCCCUUCUGAAGCUCUCAUAAAAGAAAUAGAGAGGAAAAUUAAUUGUCUAGAAAGUCAAUAUGUCCGGGUUAAAAAUCUUAGAGCUGUAGGUAGUAAAGGGUGGGACCUCAUGCGUGAAGGAGAGUCGGAGAAGCAGAAGCAGUACGCUGCAUUGGUGUGGAUUUCUCGUCCUGUCAGCAAUGAAGAUUUGGAAACUAUAUCAUCACUAAAGGAAUUGAAAGUGGCUCAAAACACGCCUAUAAGGGUUCUUCAUCGCCGAAGUCCAUUGGAGAGAGAGAGAAUUAUACAUUGGAUGAAAGUGGAGAGGAUAUCUGGAAGCUCACAAUAUCUUCUAUUGCAUCUGUGUACUCAGGCUGGGACGUAUAUCAAAGAAUUUGUUCAUGGGGAUUUAGGUCGCACUCAACCCAGUAUUGGUUCAAUUCUUGGUUGCAGAACAGAGAUAUUGCAACUAGAUGUUACGGACGUGAAAAUGGACUGCUUUCAGGAGGAUUGAGGACAAUAUUCUAUUGGAACCAGGGAUUUGCAUUUGAACAUGAUUUUCGACCUCUGGUGUAAUAUGUUGUAUGCGUCAUAGGAUGGCGUUUUGUACUAUUUAUUAUGUGAGGAAACACCUAAUUCUCCAAAAUCAGUUGAUUUCAAAUUGUCUUCCCAAUUUUUAGGGGCAAAAAGCAGGACUA